UUUCACUUUUCAUAUAAUAUUAUAUAGACUAGUCUCAAAAUCUAUCAUUAGUUCAAAUGAAUCUUUCCAAACAAUACAUGCCUUUACCAAAACAUUUAAGUGAAAUUAUGAUGCUAUUUUGUAAACACAAUAAUUUACGACAACCUUUCAGAUUGAAAUCGACAGUUAAGUGUUCUGAUAUUUCUUAUUGUGUUGACCUUGUCAGAAAAAGUGACUAUGAAAACUAUCUUGGUACGUUGCUUCUUCCUAAGUCAUCACAAAGAGCUGCAUUUGCAAUCAGAGCUUUUAAUAUUGAGCUAGCUCAGGUACGUGAUACUGUUUCAGAAAGAAGAAUUGGUCUGAUGAGGAUGCAGUUUUUGAAAGAUGCAAUGGACAAAAUUUAUCAGUCUGAGAUUCCAAACACACCAGUAGCUACUGAGUUGGCAGGGGCAUGUGGUUAUUAUAAAUUGUCUAAGAGAUGGUUUCAUCGUAUGAUAGAUGCAAGGACUUCACUUUUACACUCAGAUAGUUUCAAUACCGUGAAAGAUGUUGAAGACUAUGCUGAAAAUGUCAACUCUUCCUUGUAUUAUCUCCUUUUGGAAUGUCUAGGGAUAAAAAACAUACAUUCUGACCAUGCUGCGAGUCACCUGGGUAAAGCACAAGGCAUAGUCACAGUACUAAGGGCUUCUCCUUAUCAUGCUUCUGUAAGACAAGUUCAAAUACCCAUGGAGAUCCUAACCAAGCAUAAGAUUUCUCAAGAAGAUAUUAUUCGUGGUAAGAGUUCUCAGCCUCUUAAAGAUGCAGUAUUUGAGUUGGCUAGUACAGCUAAUCUACAUUUGACAAAGUCUAGAUCUCUCAUGUCAUCACUACCUCAAGGCUGCUAUUUGGCAUUCCUCAAUGCUUGUGUCUGUGAUCAUUACCUCAAGAGUCUUCAGAAAGUAGAUUUCAACAUCUUUGAUGGCAAGUUACAACAGAAAAAUCCUCUUUUAGCAUACCAAAUGUUUAUCAAGAAGUUAAGACGGCAGUAUUGAUUGUAGUUUCAUGUCAUUUUGUUUAAAUAGUUCAAUGCUAGUUCUAUAGAAACUGUAGACCAUAAUGUGAUGACUGUGCAAUGUAACCCAAGUUCUACAACCCUAAUGGUUUCAUGUUUAUGGAACAUUUCUAUUGUAAUUGUUCCAUAAGUGAAGUUGUUAAGUCUUAAAAAAGAUAGAUGCUAAACUGAAAGUAUUGUUCAUUGUGACAGAUUUUUAAUCUCUGAUACAGAAAUCUUACAAAUCAUCAAAUAGCAAAUAUAUUCACUAAAGCAAGCAGUUUUUCUUCUUUUAUAGUCCCUGCUUCAGUUAAGUCCCACUUAAAUUAUUUAGUAUGAUUGUUAAUACAUAUUUGUUUUAAUGACUGCUAACAAAAUUAAUUGUUAUUGUUAAAAGAACAAUACCCCCUUCGAUCAAUAAUAACAUUAUACAUGAUGUACACAAAUAAAGACCUUAGAGCUAGUUGAGAAUUGUUUCAAUUCUUUCCACAAAAGUCAUCAUGUAAAAUAAAAAAAAAAUUUACAUUUUUGCUCUGUCAUCAUCAUCAUAAUUAAACUUGACUGAGUUGGGGGCUUAAGAGACUCAAACCCUCUCUUGUAAAAGCCCUGGAUAGAAAUUGAUGUUGCGUGUAAUGCAUGUCGCCAUACAGGUCAACUACAUGUGACUUCUCAGACCUUUCGAGACAAAAUUAAGUGUGUAGCAGACAGUCACCUGAUGCUAUAUUUUUUUCUUUGUUUAUUUUCCAUCAAAUCGUUUCUCUUUUUUUUAUCAACUAUUGUAUCACAUCACCAAUUUACACACACAACACUGAAUACACCAUUGCAUUGGUAAUGAAUGAUCUAGUGGCAGGAACAUACUUAGAAAAAAAAAACGUUUCAUAAAUUAUUUCUAAAGCAUAAUCCACUAUGAUGACAAUAAAAAUGCAUGUUUUUUUAAUAAUUGGAAGUUUGUUGAUGGAUAUUUUAAGUAUCAAAAUGGCACCUGUCCUAAAGAACUUUAAGCUGUUAAAAUACAGUUCUGAGAAGUGUUGGACAGUGCACGUCACUGAAAAGCCUAUUCUUUGGUUAUACCCAGCUUUAGAUCUUAUGCAAGCACACCAAUCACAUGAAAUUCAAUGUAACAAGAUUUCUCUGUUCAUGUACACUGUUAAUUUUAUGUAUAUGUAUAAUGAACAUGUGGUGAUCUAAGGCUGACAUUAAUAAAAGUAAAAUGUUUGAUUUUGUACUUACACAACUAACAUGUAUGUGAGAUGCAUUAAAUUUAUUUGAAUAACUAAUAGAAAACU
Molecule: messenger RNA, 2295 nt
Organism: Biomphalaria glabrata
Lineage: Eukaryota; Metazoa; Mollusca; Gastropoda; Planorbidae
Product: NADH dehydrogenase (ubiquinone) complex I, assembly factor 6-like
Exons: 9
Coding region: 57-1010 (317 amino acids)
Biological process (GO): mitochondrial respiratory chain complex I assembly; biosynthetic process
Cellular component (GO): mitochondrion
Source: RefSeq, a predicted model, not a curated record